This is a messenger RNA of Ooceraea biroi (clonal raider ant), 501 nucleotides long. RefSeq lists its product as uncharacterized. NCBI's taxonomy places the organism in Eukaryota, Metazoa, Arthropoda, Insecta, Hymenoptera, Formicidae. The record is from RefSeq and is a predicted model, not a curated record.
AUGGUAUCCUCUCCGUUCGAGGCGAAUAGAGUGAUUAAACAGGUGGCUUCCGACGAGGGCCAUCGGUUUCCGCGCGCAAGAACAAUUCUACUGGAACACAUUUACGUAGAUGACGUCUUGUUCGGUCAUCAUGAAAUCGCUGAGUUGCUUCAGAUUCGAACCGAAUUAACCGGGCUGCUCACGAGCGGAGGUUUCGAGCUCCGGAAAUGGGCCAGUAACUCGACCACGCUCAUCGCGGACAUCGACCCGAAAGAUCACGGGCUCGCGUGCACCAAACUCCUAGCUCCGGACGAGAAUCUGAAGAUUCUGGGUAUCGGGGGGAAUCCACACCUUGACGUAUUUCAGGUCUCCGUGUCCGUCGACGAUCCGAUUCCGUCAACCAAGCGAGCGAUCUUGUCUGCAAUCGCGUGUCGCGUGUCGCGAAAUCCGCAAGUCGCGGGUGUCCGCGAUUUGUCAGGGGGGUCGCGGAGGGGGUAUCGACCCCCCGCGAAGAUCGUAUAA